Molecule: messenger RNA, 4000 nt
Organism: Cicer arietinum (chickpea)
Lineage: Eukaryota; Viridiplantae; Streptophyta; Magnoliopsida; Fabales; Fabaceae
Product: receptor like protein 24-like
Molecular function (GO): protein binding
Source: RefSeq, a predicted model, not a curated record
CGAAACAAAUCAUAACGUACGCGGUAGUGUUUUAUGUCAUGUUGAAAAUACAUAGCAUAUAAUGAGACCAAGACCUUAAUUUGUUGGUUUUACUGUAUGAUGACAAGGAGACUUAUUUGCGUGUUAAAUGGUUGAAUCAUCCAAUCAAAAGUUGAACUAGUUGUAGUCUAUAAAAGGAGAAAAGGAUACGUUAUUGAUAAUUAAAGUACACUUCUUCACCAUUCCCAAGCCAUAAGACACAAGCUUCUCAUAAUUCACUAUGAGAGCACACAUAAUCAUCUUUUGGCUUUUCUUGAUACCAUUCAACAUAAUAAAUUCCAGAUCUAGUAAUUUUGUGGUGAAUGGCUAUUGUCUUGACCAUCAACGUUCCUUGUUGCUCCAUUUGAAAAAUAAUCUGACAUUCAACCCCACAAAAUCCACAAAACUAGUUCAUUGGAAUCAAAGUGAUGAUGAUUGUUGCCAAUGGCAUGGUGUAACAUGCAAAGAGGGACAUGUUACAGCCCUUGAUCUUAGUCAAGAGUCUAUCUCAGGAGGACUUAAUGAUUUAAGUGCUCUUUUCAGGCUGCAAUAUUUGCAGAGUCUGAAUUUGGCUUUUAAUAAUUUUCGUUCUAUGAUUCCUCAAGAGCUGCAUAAGCUGCACAAUUUGAGGUAUCUGAACUUGUCUGAUGCUAGCUUUGAAGGGCAGGUCCCAGAGGAAAUAUCUCAACUCAAAAGGUUGGUCACCCUUGAUUUGUCUUCUACAUUUACUUCACAUCACAACCUAAAACUUGAGAAGCCAAAUAUAGCAUUAUUGAUGCAAAACCUCACAGAGAUAACAGAAUUGUAUCUAGAUGGUGUAGUAAUAUCUGCCAAAGGAGACGAAUGGGGUCGUGCUUUAUCUUCAUCGACGGGGCUUCGGGUUUUGAGCAUGUCGUCAUGCAAUCUAUCAGGACCUAUUGAUUCUUCACUAGCUAAGCUUCAAUCACUCUCUGUUCUAAAAUUGAGCCAUAACAAAUUGUCUAGCAUAGUGCCAGAUUCCUUUGCAAAUUUCUCCAAUUUAACCAUCCUAGAACUCAGUAGUUGUGACUUGAACGGUUCUUUCCCAAAAGAUAUCUUCCAAAUACACACAUUAAAGGUGCUUGACAUAUCAGACAAUCAAUAUCUUAUUGGUUCUUUGCCAGACUUCCCAUUGCUUGCAUCUCUUCAAUACUUGAAUCUCCGCAAUACAAAUUUCUCAGGACAGCUUCCAAAAACAAUUUCUAAUCUGAAACACCUGUCUACAAUUGAUCUAUCUUACUGUAAAUUCAAUGGAUCACUUCCCAAUUCCAUGUCAGAACUCACCCAGCUUGUUUAUAUAGACUUAUCGUCCAAUAACCUCACAGGUCAACUCCCUUCUUUCAAUAUGUCCAAGAACCUCACAUAUCUAUCCUUAUUUCUCAAUCAUUUAAGUGGUGAUUUACCAUCUAACCAUUUUGAGGGUCUAAUAAAUCUUGUCAGCAUUGAUUUAGGGUUCAAUUCUUUCAAUGGGAAUGUACCUUCAUCUCUAUUUAAGCUCCCAUAUUUGCGAGAACUGAAACUUCCCUAUAAUCAACUCAGUGGUUUAUUGGAUGAGUUUGACAAUGCAUCUUCUCCUGUAUUAGAAAUGCUUGAUUUGGGUAGCAAUAACCUACAAGGGCAUAUUCCUGUUUCUGUCUUUAACCUUAGAACCCUUCGUGUCAUUCAACUUUCUUCCAAUAAGUUCAAUGGCACCAUACAAUUGGACCUCAUUCGAAGACUAAGUAAUUUAACUGUACUAGGCCUCUCACAUAACAAUUUGUUGAUUGAUGUCAACUUCAAGCAUGAUCACAACUUGUCACCCUUUCCAGAGAUGAGAACUAUUUUGUUGGCUUCCUGCAAGUUAAAGAGAAUCCCAAGUUUCUUGAGAAACCAGUCUACAUUAAUAUCUCUUGAUCUAUCUGGCAACGAGAUUGAAGGAUCGAUACCUAACUGGAUUUGGCAACUUGAAUCUCUCAUUAACUUGAAUCUUUCCAGGAAUUCUCUUACUAAUUUUGAAAAAAGUUUAUCGAACAUGAGUUCUAACCUUUUUACAGUUGACCUCAGUUCAAACAAACUCAAAGGUCCAAUUUCAUUUAUCCCGAAGUACGCAAGUUAUUUGGACUACUCAAGCAAUAUGUUGAGCUCUACCAUACCACCAGACAUUGGAAACUAUCUCCCUUUCAUAAAUAUAUUGUUUCUUUCAAACAAUAGUUUCAAAGGAGAAAUCCAUGAAUCCUUUUGUAAUGCUUCAAGUCUUCGCUUGCUAGAUCUUUCCUACAAUAGCUUUAACGGGAUGAUUCCUAAGUGUUUUGCAACACUGAGUAGUAGUCUCAGGAUGUUGAACUUUGGAGUAAACAAGCUUCGAGGUCAUAUUCCUGAUACUAUAUCCUCAAAUUCAUGUUCACUUAGAUAUUUAGAUCUAAGUGACAAUCUCUUGGAAGGUAGCAUACCAAAAUCUUUGAUCAAUUGCAAAAAACUACAAGUCCUUAACCUUGGAAAGAAUGCUUUAAGUGACAAAUUUCCAUGUUUCUUAAGUAAUAUUUCCACUCUGAGAAUCAUGGUUUUAAGGUCUAAUAGGCUCCAUGGAUCUAUUGGAUGCGAAAAUAGCUCCGGUGAUUGGGAAAUGCUUCAUAUUGUUGAUUUAGCCUCCAAUUAUUUGAGUGGUACAAUAACAGGAACACUAUUAAACAGUUGGAAGGCAAUGAUGCGUGAUGAAAACGUGCUUGGGCCAGAAUUUGGCCAUUUGUUUUUUGAAAUUGAUGAUAACUUUCAUCCUAUGAGUUUGAAGGCUGUGUUACCGCAUUUGAACAAAUAUCUCGCAAUGAAAUUGGUUAAAAUUGUUGCAAACAUGUCUCGCUCUAUCCUUGAUCAGGGGUUGGCUGAUGCUAAUUCAGUGGAUCUUGCUCGUUAUCAGGAUUCAGUUAUUAUUGUCAACAAAGGUCAGCAAAUGAAGCUAGUCAAAAUUCAAAUGGCGUUCACUUAUGUGGAUAUGUCAAACAACUAUUUGGAGGGGUUAAUACCUUAUGAGAUAAUGCAAUUCAAGGCAUUAAAUGCUUUGAACUUGUCACAUAAUUCAUUUAGUGGUCAUAUACCAUCAUCUGUGGGGAAUUUGAAGAAUCUUGAGUCUAUGGACUUGUCAAAUAACUCCUUGAAUGGAGAGAUUCCUCAAGAGCUUUCAACCCUAUCUUUCCUUGGAUAUUUAAAUCUCUCAUUCAAUCACCUAGUGGGGCAAAUUCCUUUGAGCACUCAAAUCCAAACCUUUGAUGCAGAUUCCUUCAAAGGGAAUGAAGGGCUAUGUGGACCUCCAUUAACCAACAACUGCAGCGAUUAUGGAGUCAAGGGGUUGCCACCAUCAUCAUCUGAUUCUUAUAAUGAGAGUUUAAUUGAUUGGAAUUUCUUAAGUGUGGAGUUGGGAUUUAUUUUUGGCUUUGGAAUUUUCAUCCUCCCCAUUAUUACCUGGAAGAAAUGGAGGUUGUGGUAUUCACAACAUAUAGAUGAGAUACUGUACAGGAUAAUCCCCCAACUUGAUUUUGAGUAUGAACAACAUGAAGGGAAGAGGUAUAGAAUUUUGAGGUGGAGGUACUGAUUGCUAAACUCUUGGGUUUAAUGUUAUAGGUCCAACAAUAUGUUUCUGGUUGAGCCUAGUAAUAAAGCAAAGCACUGAGAAGUUUUUAAUCAUGGUUUCCCACAUUCCUCAAUUUAAGUUAUGUUGAGUUGUCAAAAGGAUAUGUCAUAUAAAUAAAUGCUUGUUUGUAUUUAGUGUUCUUGGAUUGAGACUUGAGUUGUCACCAAAAGAAAAAGACUGAGACCUUAGCAAUAUGCAGUUGCAGUGCACUUUUGUUUAUUUUAGCAUAUUAGAAAGAAGUAUAUUAAGUGUUCUUAAUAUAACAAAAAUAUUUCAAAUUUAACUUGAAAAGUUGUGUAACAAGUGAAAGGGUAAUUGUAUUUAAAGGUGAAAUAAGGAUGGUGGUUUUUUAUUUGAAAA